GUGGGAAGCUUCCAGCAUCUCAUCAUUGCGUCCCAUCAUUUGCUGAUGGUUCUUCCAAAGGGAGAGCUGGCUUAUGACACAACAAUGGAAGCCAUUGAGGGGAUAGCUGCGGAGGCGCACAGGUUGAAGCGAACGUUAGAAGGCUCCGUGUACCUUGGAUGGCCCGGCGGCGGUCUUCAAUGUGUGCUCACUCCCGUGCUCGUAUCUGGGGAAGGCCUGCUGCCCAACUUAGGUAGUACUGACCUGUGUCUUGACGACAAGGACACCAGAGGGGUGCUGGAGACGCUGGUGAUCUCCGCUUUGGGAAUGGCUGAGCUGCUUCUUUCUAUCGCUGAAAUGCUGUCGAUCAUGCUGAUUGAACAGAAGAGCGGCCGGACCAACGAUCUCUGGUGGCCUGUCAAUGUUGAGCAGAGCAUUGAAUAUUCAUUAUCCUCUGCUGUAGUGAUGGCUCUGGAGGAAGAGGAGGAAGAGAAAGAGGAAGCGGAAGCGGAAGCGGAAGCAGAAGAGGAAGAGAGGAAGAGGAAGAGGAAGAGGAUGGAUACGGUGGUGGUAUAUGAUGAUGAUAAUGAUGAUGAUGACAAGUAGUAGGAAGAUGAAGAGGAGGAAGAGGAGGAAGAGGAGGAAGAGGAGGAAGAGGAGGAAGAGGGUAGGAGCGGGAUGGGCGCGGUCGUGGGGGCUGUGUUCAUGAUGGACGAUGAGUGUAACUCUAACAGUGGCGAUAGCGUAAUGAUGGGCAACCAUGCACAAUGUAUUCUGAAGAGACUGGUCCUCCGGAUGAUGACACCGCUUGUCAUUUGGCGGCGAUUGAUCCAUUUUGUUUCCAAUCGA
Chara braunii is the source of this 828-nucleotide messenger RNA. The record is from the annotation of a GenBank genome assembly. Lineage: Eukaryota; Viridiplantae; Streptophyta; Charophyceae; Charales; Characeae.